CGUCACGUACAGCGGCGGAAAGCCGAGCCUAGUCGAGUCUGUCCGAAACGAGCCUGGACGACGAGCACAUGAGAAACUGUCGGUGGAAAGGUUCACUGUCAAUACCUCGAAAGAAAUGUCAACCAUGUUCGCUGCGUUGUGUCUCUACCUUCUCUUUGGGUGCUUCCUAAUCAGCGCUGCCGGAGCGGAGCCGCUUCCACCACCGAACGUCACCCUGAUCACCUUGAACACCAACUACACACUGGUUUGGGACUGGGACCAUGCCGCUGCAGACGUCACCUUCACUGCAGAAUAUUUGCCGAAGUACAAGCUAAAGUACAAGAGGACGAAUCUGAACUGGUACAAAGCGUGUGACAAGACGCCACACAAGUCAUGUGACUUUACAGCGCUCAACCUGCACUACUUGGGCAUCUUCGUGUUCCGUGUACGAGUCAACGUGAACGGGAACCACUCUGACUGGGUGCAAAAAGAAUUCUGCCCUGAUAAAGAUGCUGCUUUGGGUCCACCAACCAAAGUGGAGCUCAAGCCUGCUGGAAGUGGCCUGGACAUUUACAUCUCUGACCCUCUGACCAGCACUAACCUCUCUAUGAAGGAAAAGAUUCCCGAGUUGUACUACGACAUCGUCUACUGGAAAUACACUGAGGACAAACGGGCCUCAAGAAACCACACAUUGAACAGCACUAUGAACGUAGUGACGCUGUCAGACCUGUUGGCUUGGACGUUGUACUGUGUGACCGUCCAGUCACGCCAUGACUACUACAAUAAGAGAAGCGUCUUCACCACACCCCAGUGCAUGCAGACCGAAGGUCCUGUCCCGUGGUGGACGAUCGUCCGGUACUUCCUGGGCUCUCUGAUGAUCUGCUUCCUGAUUGUGCUGCUCAUAGUGUACGUCUUCUUUCGGUGCUUCAAGACCGUCAAGUCAACAUUUUUCCCCUCCGGCCAGCUGCCAAAACACUUCGAGGAGUAUUUUUGUGACUCUCCGGCGUCGGACAUCCCUCGCCUUCUCUCCCCGGAUAAAGAAGCCGAGAUAUUGUGUCAUAAGGUGACCAUCUGUCCAGAGCCGGCGUUCCUGGAGAUCCACGACCCUCCGCCCGAGGCCCUGCAGGAGCUUGCACAGGGCUUGGAACCAGACAGCAGUGGCAGACACAGUCGUCAGGGCAGCAGCGGCAGCAGAGACUCUGGAGUUUACUCCACAGAGGGCGGCUCCGGCCUGCCGCAGACCAGCAGCGGUCAGUCCUCCACGGGGGCCGAAGACUCCUGGCAGGCCCCCAUCAAACAGCAGGAGCAGGUGAAGAUGCAGGACAUGGCUCCAGAGCUCAAGAGUCAACGUCUGAUGGCAGACGAGGGCGUUGUAGACGUGUGUGUCUGAAGGCACGCAAGCAGAAAAGACUUCUAGGUUUUGAAGCGGGGGGAUCGUGAGGUUUGUGGGAAAAUGUGCAGCGUGCCUUUUUUUCCCUGCUGUCACUGUUAAGAGAGGAAGGCAUCAUGUCUGCUAUAAAAAAAAAAAUUACUAGAAUGGAAAAAGGACCACUAGAAAACAAAAAAAACAUCAACUGUGACGGCACUCAGUGUCUCCAGGAAGCAGGAAGUUCUGUUAGUACUGAUUUACAUGUGUUCUAAAUUCCUCUCGUAUUGUCUCCACGGUCUUAACCCUGCAUUCAUACCAUGACUGCUCUAAUCUAACUGAAUCUUAUCUGUGUAGCAGUCUGAAUUAAUAAUGGUUUUAAGGGUCAAAUCAUCUUUUUUUUAUAUUUUUUUUUACUGCUUAUUGCUAAAAUGAGCUAACACUGGUAGCUUACUGGUGCUAACUAGGUAGCGUUGUUUGAACAUAAGCAGAAGUAAAACAAACUGACUCAAGAGGUUGACAUUGACACCAACAAUGGAUGCGGUUGUUCUGAAAGCUCUAGUUGUAGUUCUAGAGAAGCGGGAAGCUUUGAAUGGAGUCGACCUCCCACAGAAGACUGUGGUUACCUCUCACAAAACACCAGGACCUUAGGAGGAAACAGGGGAGCACUCACAGCAUACCUGAACACUUCCACUACGGGAACUUAACUACCUGUUACCUUGAACUUCCCAAAACCUGAACCGUCUAGCAGUCGUAGAUCAAACACGGUCGGUCCGGUCGGGAAGGCUCCGAUGAGUUCUUCACAAGAUCUUGAUUUAGUAGCACAUUCACAAUACAUGUCUCAGAAUUUAUGGAAGAUUUAAAAUGCCAAAAUAAAAACAAAUCAAACCAUGAAAUAAAGUGGAAUGCAUACACGAUACACAUUGUUAUAUGUAUUUUCCUUUAUAUGUAUGCAUUUACUGUGUCAUAAUUAAAUUAAAGCCGUAUGUUAAAAGGAUUAUUGUUUACAAUUAUGUGAGGUGUGUUACCUUGUACUGUCAUUAGUUUUCAUGACAGACUUCUUCUUCUGUAAAUGGUAGACACACCGUUCAUGCCAAAAUUAAACUGAUUAACAAUCAGUUAUCAAUAAAAUUAACUAACCUUUUCUCAUUUAAUCCUGACACUGUGAAUGCAUACUUUAAAAAGGUUGUACAUGGGGGGGGGGGACCCAAAAGUUACUGGAACUGUUUAUAAAAAAACAAAAAAAAACCUGUCAUUAUAAAUCUUUCAGUAAUGUCUUUCUAAUCCUCACUUGUAACACUUGUCUCAGUGCUUCUCCCCUUCCUGUAGCCAUCUUAUGUCACCAUGUUCAGAGCUUCCUGUGUUUCUUCCAUGGUGGUGAAUCUCUCUCCUUUCAUAACCAAUAUUAGUUUUGCUAAGCUGUUGCUAUACGCUACCUAGCAGCAGAUCCUCUUAAUUACACCCUACUCAGUGGUUU
Messenger RNA from Thunnus maccoyii (southern bluefin tuna), 2822 nucleotides. RefSeq names its product interleukin 10 receptor, beta (gene il10rb). The transcript is spliced from 8 exons. NCBI's taxonomy places the organism in Eukaryota, Metazoa, Chordata, Actinopteri, Scombriformes, Scombridae. The coding region runs from base 116 to 1369 and encodes 417 amino acids. Gene Ontology annotation, molecular function: interferon receptor activity; protein binding. The record is from RefSeq and is a predicted model, not a curated record.